Elgaria multicarinata webbii is the source of this 915-nucleotide messenger RNA. It is a transcript of the gene SELENOH, whose product is annotated as selenoprotein H. Lineage: Eukaryota; Metazoa; Chordata; Lepidosauria; Squamata; Anguidae. Gene Ontology annotation, cellular component: Golgi apparatus. The transcript has 5 exons. The record is from RefSeq and is a predicted model, not a curated record.
UUGGUGCUGCUGUUAGGGCGUUGUCAUGCCCAGCCGUCUGGAUAGCUGAGGCAAAGAUGUCCCAAAGUCUGGCCACCUGCUCAAUUUGGCACUACAGGGGUGCGGCUUUCUGUGGCUUUUCCGGCUUUGUUGUUAAAUUUUCCAGCUCUCUUUCCACCCCACUUCUCUAGCACCGAUGGUUGAAGCCGCGGUCGGGUUCCUUUCUUGGUCUCAGGCUGCACGUGGGUCGGACCAUUGUCAGCAAAAAUCCAGGAUGCCCCCUAAAGGGCGGAAGAGGAAGGCCAAUGGCCCUCAGGCCAAAGCCGACGCAUCCAGUGGAGUGGAAGCAAAUAAUGCUGAGAAAUUGCCCAAGAAGCUGAAGGAGAACGAGGGUUUGGGCCCACAUGUGAUCAUUGAGCAUUGUAAAAGCUGACGAGUCUUUGGGCGCAAUGCUGAUGGUGUCAGCCAGGCACUCCAGCACGCCUUUCCUGAAGUCCUGGUGGAGAUCAACCCUGAGAAGCCGCGCAGGAAUAGCUUUGAGGUGGCUCUGCUGAAAGAGGAUGGCACCAGGGUGGAGCUAUGGAGCGGUCUUAAGAAAGGGCCACCACGCAAGCUGAAGUUCCCAGAACCAAGCAAGGUGAUUGAAACCCUGAAGGGCAACUUGAACUAAAUCCAACCACACCUGGGCAGGUUUGCCAAUGUGCAUCUGAUGAACCAUUCAUCCCCUGUGAGUUGGAGCAUUCAUGAUGGGAUAUGAUCAAGUGGGGUACAUAACAAAACCCCAGUCAUAUCUUUGAAGCUGCAGCCCCUCCUCCACAAGCUGAAAUGGACCAGAUAUUACUUUUUCCUGUCCCUUCACCUUUUAAAGUUUCUUGCAUCAUUACUGUUAGGAAUUUGUAGGGGAACACCUUGUUUACCAAUAAAGCUUGUUCUUUU